Messenger RNA from Mirounga angustirostris (Northern elephant seal), 13604 nucleotides. It is a transcript of the gene IQCN, whose product is annotated as IQ motif containing N. Lineage: Eukaryota; Metazoa; Chordata; Mammalia; Carnivora; Phocidae. Gene Ontology annotation, molecular function: protein binding. The record is from RefSeq and is a predicted model, not a curated record.
GCUGGCGCUCAACGAGCGCCAUCUAGGCGCUCCUGGGCUUGGGGCCGACUGAUGUCCAGGUUAGGUGAGGGAUAUUGGGAUCUCCAACCAGCGUUUGGAACUAGCGAGCCCACGGGUGUCCCCUUCAGGAAAGAGAGACUACAAGAUGGAAAGAGGACAGCCCAGUCCCAGGCAGGUAGGAAAAGGCAAAAACUUGAACCUCUGGGCCUCUCUUACCCUGUCUGCAAAAUGGGCGGAACAGUUGUAAGCUUGCCCCAUAAAGUUGGAGGAUCAGCAGUUUGUUCACAGAGCAGUGCUUGGCUUACAGUUGGUGCUCAGUGUAAGCUUUGAUUAUUGUCUGGUGGAUGGGGGUUGCUGAGUCUCGGGACCAGAAGGAAAGUGGCCCAAGUGGGAUCUGACUUGGGCAGUCUGCCUCCAGGACUGGUGGUGUAGCUACGUUCCGUGGGACCUUCCUCUUAGGGCACGGACUUGGAGUCAGGAUUUUCCAAGUACUCCCUGAAGACCUCUCCCUUCCCAACAUCCUAGUCUCCCAUUUUGAGGAAACUCAUGUUCAGAGAGGUUGAGUGAUCUGAGGUUGCACAGCCUGCAAUUUUUAGGAGUUUUCAGGGACAUUUAUACCUUAAGCUUCAAACCUCCAGAGCCUUGACGGUCGCACUGCCUUCAUCCCCUGCCUACCCUGACCCUUGCUGUUGUGUGGGCAAAAGACCCUGGGCCUUGGGCUUUCUGCCUCACUUGGGGCCUGGAGGGACCUAGGCAUUGGUGGUCAAGGACACAGGGCAAGUCGAGCUGGUGGACAUGUGCUGAGCACCAGCUGUAUACCCAGCCCUGCUAGGGGAGGCGGGUGAAUCGUUCCUGUUUUACAGAUGGGGGAACAGAGGUGCAAAGAAGGACCAGCACGUGCCCACUAUCCCUCUGCCAUUGACAGGGUGGGGCCUCACCACCUGUUUCCUCUUCUGAUCACCCUGACUGCCUACUUUUCAAGGCUUCAAGAGCUGCUUUGGGAUUUGGUUUUUAACCACGUGAUCUCACCUUGCACCGCCCUCAGGCAGACGUUCAGGAGGGCGCCCAGCAGUGAGAGGCUGAAGCUGAGGUGGGGGUGUCUUGACACAGAGGAGACCAAGAACCACAUUUUGGGAGCAGAGCUUCACUCUUCAGGAGGCUGAGUCUCAACUUGGGUGCCAGUUGGCCACUGUGUAACCUCAACCAAGUCCUCUCCCCCUGCCCCGUCUACCUUCUAUGCUAUGAAAUGGAGCCAGCCCAGGGCAGUGUUGCUGCAUGUUGCAUGGGAUGAAGGACUGAAUGAAGGCUGCUUCCUCUUGCAAGCUGGCCUCUGAGAUUGCACCUUCUCCUCCUGCUCCUCCUCCAACUCUAUGGCCCUCCAAGGCAGCGCUGACCCGCCCAGGAACCAAGACAAUGCAGGAAGCAACACAGUUACAGUUGUCACCCGAUGGGCAGAGCCUCUACCAGCCCCAUCUGUCUCCAGUCUCCAAGACAAAGCAGGGACACUGAGUCCACAGCCUCAGCACAAGCCACUGGCGUCCAGGGAGACCCUUCUGCAGCAGUAUGACAAGGACAAGAUGGUGCCUCGUCACAUCCCACGCCUGCGGGCUGUGGUCGAGAGCCAGGCCUUCAAGAACGUCCUGGUGGAUGAGAUGGACAUGAUGCUCUCCCGUGCAGCCACCCUCAUCCAAGCCAACUGGAGGGGCUACCGGCUCCGGCAAAAGCUGAUCUCCCAGAUGAUGGCAGCAAAGGCCAUCCAGGAGGCCUGGCGACGCUUCAACACCAGGCGUCUCCUCCGGUCUGGCAAGUUGGUGGAAAAAAAAGUGAGCAUGGAGGAGGGCGACAUCCCUUACCAUGCCCCCCAGCAGGUGCGGUUCCAGCAUCCAAAAGAGAGCAAACCCCCUGUGGCCCCGCCUGUCAUGGUGAGCAAAGAGACCCAGUUCCCCUCCUCCAACACCCUGGCUGCCUGCACCCACCAGCUGGCCUUCCUGCAGGCCCAGCUUGCUCCACCUUGCACCACUGGGGACCCUGGCAUCACCUUCCUGCCACACCAGACCGUUGCCAUGAGACUUCCAUGUCCGGCAAGUCUAGAUGCAAAGUGCCACCCAUGCCUGCUGACAAGAACUGUCAGAAAUCCCUGCCUUGUCCACGUUGAAGGGGACACGGUGAAGACCAAGCAAGUAAUUACCAGAGCCAGCAAGGCAGGAGCCCCAGGGCCACUCCCAUGUGGAAGGUAUGCCCAGGCAGUUCACGGAUCACUCAAGACCCAGGCCCAGACCCACGUGGAAACAGAGGUCCUAAAAGCCCCACUCCAGACAGGCCCACCCCAGAUGUAUCCAGUGGCCGCAAUGCCCAAGACCCCACCCCAGCCAUGCCUCGUGCCCACAGUAACACUAGCCAAGACCCCACCCCAGGUAUACCCAGUGGCCAGGAUGACCAGGACCCUAACCCAGAUGUACCCAGCGGCUGCCAUGACCAAGACCCCACCCCAGACGUACCCUGCGGUCGCGAUUACCAAGACUCCACUCCAGUCAUGCCUGGCAGCCAUGAUGAACAAGACCCCACCCCAGCCAUGCUCAGCGCCCACGGUAACAAUAACCAAGGCCCCACCCCAGACGUACCAGGUAGGCCCAGUGGCCAGGAGCCCACCCCAGACAUGCCCGGUGGCUGCAAUGACCAAGACUUCACCCCAGGCAUCCCAGCCAGCCGCCAUGAGCAAGACCCCACUUCAGUCAUGCCUGGCGGCCCUGGUGAAUAAGACCCCACCGCAGCCAUGCCCAGCAGCCCCGAUGUCCAAGACCCCAACCCAGAUGCGACCAACAGCCUCAAUGACCAACACUUCUCCCCAGACACGACCGGCAGCCAUCAUGGCCAAGAUCUCGCCGCAGAUAUGCCUUUUGGCCUCGAUGAUUAAGCCCCAAACUCAGACACGGCCUGUGGCCACAAUGACCAAGGCUCCACCCCAAACGUGCCCAGUGCCCGCCAUGACCAAGACUCCAACCCAGAUGCGCCCGGUAGCCCCGAUGACCAAGACCCCGCUGCAGACGUGUCCAGCAGCUGCCAUGGCCAAGACUCCAUCUCAGACGCUCCCCGGGGCCUCAGUGACCAAGACCCCUCCCCAGACGCGUCUGGCAGCCAUGGUCACCAAAACCCCAGCCCAAUUUCGCUCAAUGGCCGCCAUUCUCAGGACCCUAUGCCUGCCACCUUCAGCAGGUGGAAAUCUGAAGUCUUCACCUCCGGUAGCUGUGGCAGCUGGAAUUCCCAACGCCUCAUCCCACACGAGUCUGAACGGACCGAAGGCCAAGGCUGUGGUGAACACAAAGCAGACAGCAGGGAUGGUCAGGGUCUCUUCUCACUCAUACUUGGCUGAGGGAAAGAUCAAAUACUUUAACUCACCGCAUCUGGGAGCUGGGGCCCCCAAGGCUCCAGCCAAGCCUCCUUUGGAAGCUGAAAAAAUGAAGGUCUUCUCCCAGAAGGAGGUGAAAACAGAAACAGUGUCUAGUACCAGUGUGGCCAUUGAAACGCCCCGGGCUUCACCCUGGGUGAAAAUGGCUGAGGACAGGAACAAGUCCUCAUUACAGACACAUCUGAGGGCAGAUGUGAAGGUUCAGUCCCAGGUGUAUGCGCCCGGAGAAACAGCCGUGGUCCUGCCCCGGGCCCAGCUGGCCACAUGUCCGGCCAAGGCCAUGCCCCAGACACAUCUGGAUACAUGUCUGGCCAAGGCCCUGCCCCAAGAACGGCUGGCCACCUGUUCGACCACAGCCUCGUCCCAGGGACAGCUGCUUGCCGAACUGACUGCGGUUCUGCCCCAGGCCCAUCUGGGCACAUGUCUGUCUAAGACCCUGCCCCAGGCACAUCCGCACGCCAGGCUGACCACAACUCAGGCUCAGACCCAUCUGGGCACGUGUCUGUCCAAGGCCCUGUCCCAGGCACAUCCACCUGCCAAGCUGACCAAGGCCCCGUCCUUCGCACAUCUGGGCACGUGUCUGACCAAGGCACAGUCCCAAGCGCAUCUGGCCACAGGGGUGAUAAAGGUCCAGUCUCAAGCACAUCAGUCCAUCGGGCUGACCAAGGUGCAGUCCCAGGCCCAGCUGGUCCCAGAAACCGCCAAGUGCCUCCACACGGCCCACCAAGCUGCUGAGCUCAGCGGCAAGACCCAGUCGCAGCCACUCCUGGCCGGGUUCAAGGCCUCCACCCAGCCCUGCCAGCACGUUGGUGCCCUUGGCACUCCACCCCGAGCCAAGCCAGAGGACAGACUGACUCAGAUCCAACCCCACAGUUAUGUGCAGGGCAAAGGCACCCCGGGCCCACGCCAGGGGGCCUCCGAGACCCGGAGCAUGCUGGUGCCUCUGCUGGCCUCUGCCGGACACCCCACAUGUAACAUUGAAUCCUGGGGUGACAGUGGGGCUACCCGGGCCCAGUCACCGAUGCCCAGCCCGGCCACACCCUGCCCGGAAGAGCUGACUGCCUCCCAGCUCGCCUCCCUGGGCACUGAGCUGGCUGCCGAACUGGGCUCCCAGGAGGACCUCCGUGCCCUACUGGUAAAAGCCCUCUCCCAGGGCCAAGUGAAGGCAGCCCUGAACCAGGCCCUGUCCAAGAGAGUCCUGGGCUCCACAAUGGCCAAGGCCCUGCCCCAGGGCAUGCUGGGCACAGCGCUGAUGAAAAUGCUAUCCUGGGGCGAGCUGGGCCUUGCGCUGUCCCGCACCCUGUCCCCCGGCGAGUUGCGGGCAGAACUUACCAAGGCCAAGCAGGGUAAACUGGCGGACGUGCUCAGCAAGGCCCUGACAGAGGAGGAGUGGGCCGCUCUGAGCCAGGCCCUGUGUCAGGGGGAGCUGGGCGCUGUCCUGAGCCAGUCUUUGUCUCAGGCGGCCCUGAGGACUGGCGUUGUCCUCCCCAAGGCCUCCUCGAAAACAGCAGGAAACAGGAUGACUGUGAUCCCAGCCCCGGUGGAGGUGGACCACAGGGGGAUCCCAUCGACUGCAUGGGGGCCCGCCCUAGGCCCCGUGAGACCACAGCCCAGCAAGGUUAGGGUUCCCCAGGACGGGGCCUGGGAGGGCUUCUCCACAGGCUGGCCUGCCAGGUUCUUGGAAGAGAUGGGGGAUGGGGCCAUGCUCGGGGGGUCACCCUGCUUUCCGGUGGUCUCUAUGGGUGCUUCCCUGGCUAGUAGAGUGAUCACUGCCAUUCAUCAGUAUCCCCUGAUCGCUGCCCUGGACCCCAGUCUAUCAUGGGAGAUGGAGUCCAGCAGGGGCUCCUCCUCAGACCUAUAUCUGAGCCCUGAGGUCAGUGAGGAAAACGUGUGCCUGCCCCCAGGGGCCAGUGAAUUGGCAUCAGAUCUCAACCCCGUGGAGAGUGACACGGACCCCAGUUUGCCCAAGCCACCCCACCUGCAGCUGCCCCCCAGCCUGUGGCAGCCGCUCAUUGCCAAUGGUGUGGGCCCAAGCACCAGCCAGCAAUCGGUGGUGGCUGGUGGCAGAGCCCCGAGCUCCCAUAAGCCACAUGCGGUCAGCAGGGUGGCCCCACGUCUGUGGGCGUCGUCGGGGGAGGGCCGGGUGGCCUCGGGUAUGCUCCCCCGCACUGCGGGUGCUGGGAGGGCUCUGCACUCCCACCAGAGUACUGCUGCCUAUGGGGCAUCUGUUUGUUGCUGUCAGCCCUCCGGGGUCAACAAGGUGCCCUCCAGCAGGUACCGACCCUCAGCCACCAAAGUUCCACGACAGCCACCCGUGGUCCGUGAGGAGACCAUGCAGAAAACUCAGUCCCCAAAUCACAAACAGGCCUCCGUGAACACUAGGGAGAGGAUCAAUAAGGCGACCCCAGGUCCACUGAGGGCUGCCACUGUGAGCAAAAUGUCCCUAACCCAACCCCAGAACCCCAAGGCUGGUGACAUAACCCUAGGUCUCUUGCCUGGCUCCAUGGCUCCUGGUCCUCGCUGGGCACUCAAGACUCAGGCAGAUCCCAGUGUGUUCCCAGCCUCCCCAGGCAGGAGGUUUGCACGCACCCUUUCCCGUACAGCCGUCCCCAGGCAGGAGAGGAAUCAAAACCAGGGCACCAUUUCCAGUGCGCGCUGCCCACCAGAGCGAGUGACUGGCCAUAUACUCAAUGAACUGGCGGCCAGUUUGCCCCAGGGUCCAGACAAUGACAUGGCUGGAAGCCUCUCCCAAGGCUCCAUAGACUAUGGUCCAAAUGUGAGUAACUCCCAGAGCUCACUGCCUAGUUGCGGCUCACUCAGCCUCUCCACCAUGUCUGUGGCCAGUCUAACUGCUGUCGAACUGGUGGAGCAGGAGUCCUGGGAGGCCUGCUUGGAUGGGGAUAUCCAUCUAGAUACCCUCCUCUCUGGAGAGGCUGUGGGGAGGCCCCAGAGGCCUAGAGACAGGGAAGAAACCAAGAAAGCGGGCUGGGGACAUAUGACUCCAAACCUCUACGAACAGCCCUCUGCAGGCUCAGAGCUGAUCCCCAUUCUGCACCACAGCUCAGUGUCCGGCCGCAUGACCUUGAGUGUCCACUGGAGCUCAGAUGAUCAGGAUGAGAGGGAUAUGACCUCAGGCCAAAGCUCCAUGGACCUGAGGGAAAGAUUGUCCCAGAAAUCCUACAGGACAGGACUGACCAGAAGUCUGUCUUUGGAUAAUGUGGUCCCUACCACAUAUCAGCAGCCAUCCGCGGCCACUAGGCUGACCUCAAGCCUAUCCCAGUCACCGGUGGUCAGUAAGAUGGCCCCAAACCCAGGCCAGCCAUUUAUGGUCAGUAAGGUCACCUGUAGCACAUCUGAAUUAUCGAUGGCUACUAAGGUCAUCCCCAGCCUAACUGAGCCACCUAGGCCUAGUAAGGUGAACCUGAGCCUAGACCAGAAAUCUUGGGCUAGUGGGAUGACCCCCAGCCUGGCCCAGCCAUCGACGACUGGUCGGGGAGCCACAAACAUAGUCCAGCCAUUUGUGACUGGAGAGGUGGCCCCCAGCCUAGCCCAGGCAACUAUGACCAGUGGGGUGGCCCUGAGUCUAGCCCAGCCAUCUGUGACCAGUGGGGUAGCCCCCAGCCUAGCCCAGCCAUCUGUGACUGGUGGGGUGGCCCCCAGCCUAGGCCAGGUAUCUAUGACCAGUGGGGUGGCCCCCAGCCUAGCUCCACCAUCUAUGACUAGUGGGGUGGCCCCCAGCCUAGCCCAGGCAUCAAUGGCCAGUGCGGUGGCCCCCAGCCUAGCCCGGCCAUCUGUGACCGGUGGGGUGGCCCCCAGCCUAUCCCAGGCAUCUAUGACCAGUGGGGUAGCCCCCAGCCUAGCCCAGCCAUCUGUGACCAGUGGGGUGACCCCCAGCCUAGCCCAGCCAUCUAUGAUCGGUGGGGUGACCCCCAGCCUAUCUCAGGCAUCUGUUACUGGUGACGUGGCCCCCAGCCGAGCCCAGCCAUCUGUGAUCAGUGGGGUGGCCCCCAGCCUAUCUCAGGCAUCUGUGACCGGUGGGGUAGCCCCCAGCCUAGCCCAGGCAACUAUGACCAGUGGGGUGGUCCCCAGCCUAGCCCAGGUAUCUAUGACCAGUGGGGUGGCCCCCAGCCUAGCCCAGCCAUCUGUGACUGGUGGGGUGGCCCCCAGCCUAGGCCAGGUAUCUAUGACCAGUGGGGUGGCCCCCAGCCUAGCUCCACCAUCUAUGACUAGUGGGGUGGCCCCCAGCCUAGCCCAGGCAUCAAUGACUGGUGCGGUGGCCCCCAGCCUAGCCCAGGCAACUAUGACCAGUGGGGUGGUCCCCAGCCUAGCCCAGACAUCUAUGACCAGUGGGGUGGCCCCCAGCCUAGCCCAGCCACCUGUGACCGGUGGGGUGGCCCCCAGCCUAUCCCAGGCAUCUAUGACCAGUGGAGUGGCCCUGAGUCUAGCCCAGCCAUCUGUGACCAGUGGGGUAGCCCCCAGCCUAGCCCAGCCAUCUGUGACUGGUGGGGUGGCCCCCAGCCUAGGCCAGGUAUCUAUGACCAGUGGGGUGGCCCCCAGCCUAGCUCCACCAUCUAUGACUAGUGGGGUGGCCCCCAGCCUAGCCCAGGCAUCAAUGACCGGUGCGGUGGCCCCCAGCCUAGCCCAGGCAACUAUGACCAGUGGGGUGGUUCCCAGCCUAGCCCAGACAUCUAUGACCAGUGGGGUGGCCCCCAGCCUAUCCCAGGCAUCUAUGACCAGUGGAGUGGCCCUGAGUCUAGCCCAGCCAUCUGUGACCAGUGGGGUAGCCCCCAGCCUAGCCCAGCCAUCUGUGACUGGUGGGGUGGCCCCCAGCCUAGGCCAGGUAUCUAAGACCAGUGGGGUGGCCCCCAGCCUAGCUCCACCAUCUAUGACUAGUGGGGUGGUCCCCAGCCUAGCCCAGGCAUCAAUGACCAGUGCGGUGGCCCCCAGCCUAGCCCGGCCAUCUGUGACCGGUGGGGUGGCCCCCAGCCUAUCCCAGGCAUCUAUGACCAGUGGGGUAGCCCCCAGCCUAGCCCAGCCAUCUAUGAUUGGUGGGAUGACCCCCAGCCUAUCUCAGGCAUCUGUGACUGGUGACAUGGCCCCCAGCCGAGCCCAGCCAUCUGUGAUCAGUGGGGUGGCCCCCAGCCUAUCUCAGGCAUCUGUGACCGGUGGGGUGGCCCCCAGCCUAGCUCAGGCAUCUAUGACCAGUGGGGUGGCCCCCAACCUAGCCCGGCCUUCUGUGGCCAGUGGCAUGGCCCCCAGCCUAGCCCGGCCAUCUGUGACCAGUGGGGUGGCCCCCAGCCUAGCCCGGCCUUCUGUGGCCAGUGGCAUGGCCCCCAGCCUAGCCCGGCCAUCUGUGACCAGUGGGGUAGCCCCCAGCCUAGCCCAGGCAUCUAUGACCAGUGGUGUGGCCCCCAGCCUAGCCCAGCAAUCUGUGGCCAGUGGCGUGGCCCCCAGCCUAGCCCAGCCAUCUGUGACCGCUGGGGUAGUCCCCAGCCUAGCCCGGCCAUCUGUGACCGGUGGGGUGGCCCCCAGCCUAGCCCGGCCAUCUGUGACCGGUGGGGUGGCCCCCAGCCUAGCCCGGCCAUCUGUGACCGGUGGGGUGGCCCCCAGCCUAGCCCGGCCAUCUGUGACCGGUGGGGUGGCCCCCAGCCUAGCCCGGCCAUCUGUGACCGGUGGGGUGGCCCCCAGCCUAGCCCGGUCAUCUGUGACCGGUGGGGUGGCCCCCAGCCUAGCCCGGCCAUCUGUGACCGUUGGGGUGGCCCCCAGCCUAGCCCGGCCAUCUAUGACCAGUGGGGAGGCCCCCAGCCUAUCUCAGGCAUCUGUGACCGUUGGGGUGGCCCCCAGCCUAGCCCGGCCAUCUAUGACCAGUGGGGAGGCCCCCAGCCUAACCCAGCCAUCUGUGACCGUUGGGGUGGCCCCCAGCCUAGCCCGGCCAUCUGUGACCAGUGGGGAGGCCCCCAGCCUAGCUAAGCCAUCUAUAACUAAGCUGUCUAUGAGGAGUGGAGUAACCCCCAGCUUAGCUAAGCCAUCUGUGACCAGUGCGAUAGCUCCCAGCUUAGCUAAGCCAUGUAUGACUGAUGGGGUGGCUCCCGUCAUAGCCCAGCCAUCAGUGGCCUGUGUGGUGGCCCCCAGCGUGGUCCAGCCAUCAGUGGCCUGUGUGGUGGCCCCCAGCCUGGUCCAGCCAUCAGUGGCCUGUGUGGUGGUCUCUAACCUAGCCCGGCCACCUGUGACCGGUGGGGUGGCCCCCAGCCUGGCCCACUCAUUUGUGGCCAACAGGGGGCCCCUCAGCCUCUUCCAGCCAUCUGUGAUCGGUGGUACCAGUUGUCCAGCUGGCCAGUCGGGCUGGGUCCCUACAGUGGGUUCAAAUCUACCACCAAGAGCGAAUGCCGUGGCCCCUAGUCUGCAUCACCCAUCAUUUGUGACUGAAGUCCCCUGGAGCACAUCAUAUUCCUCUGCCAUGAGCAGCCCGGGCCAAGAUCUGAGCCAGUCACCUGUGGCCGCUGGGAUGGCCCCCUGUCAAGAUUCUGUAAUGGUUGGUGGGGUGACCUCAAACGCCCAGGUCCCUGAGUUCAGCGAGGUGUCCCUGGCGUUUCAUCAGCCGCUCGGUGUUGGUGGGGGACGCCCAAGCAUCACUGAACAUUCUGAGGUCACUCUCUCAGCCCCAAAUCUUUACCAGGCAUCCGGUGUUAGUGGAGAGGACUCUUGUCUAGACCAGGGAACCAGCGUAUGUGCUGGGGCUCUGUUCCGGGGCGCUGUGGCUGCUGGUAUGUUCCCAAAUACGUCUCGGGGGACCCUGGCCGCUGGUAUGUUCCUAAGUAUGUCUCCAGGGCCUGUAUCUCCGGGUAUGACAGGGAGUGUGUGCCAGAGAAGUGUGACAACUGGUCUGGGCCCAAACCAGUUUCAGAUGGCCAGUGGCGUGACUCCCAUUGCAUCCCCAGCCCCUGUGGCAGGUGCCCCUUUGAUUCACAAGCAAGCCUCAGAGGGCCCUGGUUUUUCUCGGGCUUCAGUGCCCAACAGACUGGGUACGAGUCCAUUCAGGUUUUCUCAGGCCAACGCAGGCGCCAGCAUGCCUCAGGUCAAUGUUGAUCUCCCAGUAUCUUUGAACCACCAGCAUCCUUCGGUGUCCACAAUCACGGCACCCGGUUAUGAGCAAGCAAAUGCUUUCAGCCAGGAGCCCGUGAUGGACACAGCUAGUGGCCUGGUGCCAGGUUCUGUAGCCAGUAGGAUGACCACAGCCCUGGCCCGAGGUACCGUGGCCAGUGGUGUGGCCCCCCGCCUUCCCCCAGGGUCUGUGAUCAGGGGCGUGGGGCAGAGCCUGUCUCCAGGGUCCGUGAUCAGUGCUGUGCCUCCCCACCUUCCGCCCGGUUACGUGGUUGGUGGUGUGGCUCAAACCCUUCCUGAAGGGUCUGUGAUCUGUGGUAUCAGCCAUAGCCUUCCCCCAGGAUCCGUGAUCAGCGGCAUGGGCCAGGGUCUUCCUCCAGAUCCCAUGGCCAGUGCUGUGGCCCAGAACUUUCCUCCAGGUCCUGUGGCUAGUGGGGUACCCCCCAGUCUGAUGGCGACAUCUGGGGCUGGUGGGAAGAGACAAAGCUUCAUAAGACCCUCAGUGAGUUUCACUUCCCCAAGCCUGAUCCCAGGUUCAGUGUCAAGUGGGAUGGGCCCAGGUGUGUCUCCUGGGUCUGUGGCCUCUAGUGUGGUUCCAGCCAUAGAUCCUGGGGGACUGAAUCAGGGCCUGAUUCUAGGGUCCACGGAUAACGCAGCUGGCCUGCCAUCCACAGUGGGGAAUGUGGCCCAGAGCCUCCCCCAGGGGUCCAUGCUGAUCGGGAUCUCUCCCCGUCCUUACCAUGGAGCCCUGCCUGGGGAAGGGUCUACAGCCCCCUUCCAGGCAUCCCAUGCCACUGGCCUGGCUCACCUGCAACCCCAGGCCUUGGAAUCUAGCGGCACAACCAGGAGAGUACUCCAAGUGCCCACGGUCCUACAAAGAGCCUCCCAGCUGAGCCACGCUCUUGAGAUGAUGCCAUUUGAGGCCACAGAUGGCCAGGCCAGGAUGAAACCAGAGGACCUGAGCAAGGCUGUGUCCCAGGUGUCCGCAUCCAGUGCGGAGUCCAUGGUCCUUGACGCAACCCCGUGGAUGUCCCAUAAUCCCCUGUCAACUGACCACAGCCACGAACUCCUUCCCGAUGGUCAAAGGCCGUUGUUGGAAAUGAUUCCUAGCCAGACCAAGUCUCUGGCCAGUGGCAUGACUCCUGUCCCGCCCCAGUCCCUGAAUUUUGCCAAGCACUGCGUGGCUGGUGGCACCACUCCAACUCUGCAGCAGAGGUCAGCAACCAGUUGGGAGGCCCCCAGCUCCCACUUUGUGACUGCUAGCAGGGUUCCCAGUGUGCACAUGGAGCCUGUCAAGGUUACUGGGGCCCCCUUGACUCGACAGGCAUCAGUGGCUCACGUGGUGCCCCAGAGCCCCUCGGUGACUCACAGGGUGCCCCAGGGCCAUGCCCACAAGAUGGGAGCUUCUCCCAUGGUCUCAGGGUCACCCAAGCUGGUCCAUAGCAGUACUAUGGCAUCCAGUGUGUACCCAGGGUCUUUAGCUGGGGUGGGGACCCCAAGCACUUCCCAGAGGCCAGGGACCACCCACAAGACCUCACAUAUGUUGUACCCGCCCACGGCUGGGGGGAUAGCAUCUGGUGGGUUCCAGGUAGAAGCGGUCCCCAGGGCACACAAGAAGCCAGAGUCUGGGGACCUGACUCGGAGCAACCACAAAUUUCUUGGCUCUAGAAAAUCCUACAGGUUCAUGCAUGGUUGUCUUGUCUCAGACAUGCUAGACGGUAAUGUAGCCAGGGUUGUGCCCUUGCCUGAAGUGCAGGAGCACGCCUCCGGGUCCUCACAGGAGAGUCCCGAACACUCCAAGAGUGCGCCACCAGCCGUGAUACCCAUCAUCCACACCACCGAGGUGGCACACAACACGACCGUCCCUAAGCUGCCCCUGGGGUUUCGGAGGGUGUCUUUGGGCUAUGAGUCUUCACCUGAUGGUUCCCGGAGGCCCCUUUUUACCCCGGAGUCGAUGCAGGGGUCCCGGGAUUUCCAUAGCGCCGUGGCUCCUGCAGGCAGUCACAGGGCGUCCCUGACUCCCACUGUACUCCAGGGCCCUGUGGACGCCGGCAUAGCUGGUGGCCAAGCAUGGAACUCGGCCGUCCCCGGUGGAGCCGUCGGGCCCGUGAGCAGCGCCGGAGCCCCCGGUGGCGCCUGGGAUCAGGCCAGGGCUCCUGUGCCCUGGGACACUGCGGGUAGAGAGGCAGCGGAGGAUCCCAGACAGUCGGGGGAGCUGGUGACGUCGAUGCAGGCUGUGGAGAAGAUAAUCAUCCGUGCCGUGGUCACCAUCCAGGCGUGUGCCCGCGGCUACCUGGUGCGCCGAACCAUUAAGGUGUGGCACCAGUGGGCCGUCAUCAUCCAGGCCGCCUGGCGCGGCUACCGUGUGCGGCGGAACUUGGUCCGGCUCUCUCAAGCUGCCACCACCAUCCAGGCCACAUGGCGAGGCUUCUGCACCCGCCGGAACCAAACCCAGGCAGCAUUGCUCCCAGGCGCGUGGACCAAGACGGACAGCAGGACCAAGUCCGCGUCAGACCACCACUGCUUCCAGUCCUGCCAGCCGCACCUCUGCCCCCUCUGCCAGUCCCUGAGCCCCAGGCCGGGGAGCCCACCCAGCGUGGUGAUGCUCGUGGGGUCCAGCCCCCGCACGUGCCACAUGUGUGGCCACACCCUGCCCACUCGGGUGGUGCACGGCAUGGGCCGGGGCUCCAGGGUCCAGGCUGGCGUGCCGUGGGCCUGCGGCACCCUGAUGGCCUCCCGGAGCCCCCAGCAGUCCCAUCGCCAGCAUAAGGCAGCCACGGCCAUCCAGUCGGCCUGGAGGGGCUUCACGGUGCGCCGCUGGCUGAGGCAACAGCAGAUGGCUGCCAGGAUGCUCCAUGCCACCCGGCGCAGCCACCACACCCGGGCCUCCCUCACUACGGAUGCGCUCUUGGGACCAGCAGGGUGGGACAACUCGCAGCACAUGCAGUGGCCAGGCGUCUAGGACGUUGGCUGACUGGUGGUGGUGGGGGGGGUGCAUCAGGGGAGGGGCAGUGUGGCUCUCUGGGUCUAACGAAUAAAGCCCUCCACAGCCUGAGUCUUGGUCCGCCUGUGCUCAUGGGGGUGUCUUGGGCCUGGU